ACUAAAGAGCGGAAAAUGGAAAGUUUAAGUCGCGUUCGCUGAAUCGAGCGCGUCGCGAUCCUAGAAGUUACAAUAUAUCCAUUUCACCGUUGCAUUUUUCCAGUCGUCAAUUUAAACCGAAAAGUCAAUUUUAUUGAAGCCUUUUUCCAUGGUCAAUUCGAAGUAGGUAAAUAAUUGUAGUGUGGUUGUUGUCGCGCUUGUGAGAUAAGUUUAAAUAGAGAGAAUUGGAGGAAAUCACCUUUGACCAAAGCAUUUGAUAAAAUUAGGCGUUGGCAUGGAAACAGCAGUGGAAACAUUGUUCGUGAUAGCAAGGCAAACAAUAGGAGUAAAAUAUGUGAACGGAAAAGAAAAUGCAAAAUAAGCUAAAGCAAAACACACCUGCUCAUAUAGAGCUGAAACGAGAGAUGGAAUUAUAUGUUACGCCUUGGUUCUCGUGUUUACCUAGUUCUAAACGAUAGCUAUAAUUUUAUCGCGGUAACCCGCUAAAAUGGCGGCGCUGAAUGCAGCGAUCAGACAGAAGCGAUUCACACAAGUGAAGUUGCUACUUGAUAUCGGGGUUGAUGUUAACCAGCAGGAUUCUGAAAUGAGGCGGACGGCUCUAAUGCAACUUUGCUUUCUCGACGAUGAGAGCAAAGCGGCCAAAUAUGUCCGAGUAUUACUUGAAAGAGGAGCGAAAGUCGGUUUGAAAGACAAGGAUGGACUCACCGCUCUGUCGCACGCGUGUAAACUCGGACUGGAGCAAUUAGUUUCGAUUAUGCUUGAGGAAGCAAGUGAUUUUGAUCUCAAUUCGCAAGAUAAGCUCGGAAAUACAGCACUCCAUCAUGCCGCGUUGUCAGGCAAUUUCGUGGUCUUAAAUCUUCUGCUAAACAAAUUAAAACGAUUUAAAAUGAACGUCGACAAGUUGAACAAAAGAGGAGAAACCCCCUUGAUUGUCGCGUCUAAGUCAGGAAAUUUCUUUUGCGCACGAAUUCUCGUUUCAGAAGGUAAAGCUUCCAAAGGAGCGCGCGAUUACAUCGAAUUUAAAACUGCUGAGGAAUGGGGAAGGACGAAAGAAAGUCUCCGCUCCGCAUCCAAAUCGCCGCUUUUCCGAGUUAUGCAGCUUCCGCCUCGAAUGUCUUUAGAUUCUCAGAGCCGAGGAUCAAAGGAUGAUGUUCAUUUACCAAAACAGAAAGAUAAUAAGAGGCCGAACACCGCACCAGGGCACUUAUUAAGCCAACCAAGUGAGAGAACUCACAGGGAAAACCUUCGAGAUCUCUUCCGCGUAUACGAAGAACACGUCUCCGGCGCUUUUCGAAUCGGAGUUAAGCCCAGACCUGUUAUUGUGACCACAGAAUCAGUUUGCAGCAUUAACGACGGUACUAGUCAAGAUGAUGAUGACAUUUGCGAGCUACCUCAUCCCUCGGUUUCGCCUAUUUCUUUUCAACCCGUCGGUCGACGCUUUAGCAUCAGCAAAGCAGGCAAACUAGCUCUCAAUACAAACACCGUUCUAAGAAGGGCUUCCCUGGCAACGGUGUCAACAACUGGCAGCCCGAGUAAACCGUUACAACGGCGAGGAUCUCAAUCGUUUGGCCCAAAUAAUGGUAGAAGGCUUUCUCAAUCAAUGCCUCUGUCGCCGAGAGUCAGAAGAGGCUCGAUGAACGUGAUGAGUAAGAUCACGAAAGUGCCCUCAUUGAAUGUAAACAAAGAAAAGAGCGAAUCGAAAAACACUUUGGCUUCAACUGAUUCUAGCUCUACACCUUCGAGACCAUCCAUCUCUGUUAACUCAGACAAACUGUUUGCCAAGCUUCAAACUUUAGCCGAAGAAAGUGACUCUGAAGGGGAGGAAAACGGUAGCGAGAUUUUACAUAGAAGUUCACCAGCAAACCUUUUUUCACAAAUGUGACUGCAUUCUUGCCAUGCGGAUAGAAAUUAAAAAAUAACUGUAAAUUAACGAAGUCAAAUUACAGCCAAACAAGGCUAACAAACGGAAAAUGUCUGAGGUGUGAGAUUAUUUGUUUCAGAAGAGAAUUUAUUUCAAAAAAAGGAGAACAAAUUAUGUGUUUCGCCGACUAAUAGUAAAAGUGACAAGUAUUGUUUGAUUAGGGAAGAUUUAAUUUGUAUUGCUUUU
This is a messenger RNA of Pocillopora damicornis (cauliflower coral), 2107 nucleotides long. RefSeq lists its product as uncharacterized. Lineage: Eukaryota; Metazoa; Cnidaria; Anthozoa; Scleractinia; Pocilloporidae. The record is from RefSeq and is a predicted model, not a curated record. Gene Ontology annotation, molecular function: protein binding.